GAGCGGGAACACGGAGAGCUGAUGGGUUGUUGAGGAUGUGUUUUUUCCAGAACUCGCCGAGUUCCAUCCGUUCAUUAUCCCAGUUUAACUGCAGCUAGGAUUAAUCUCCAUUAUUCUGCUUCAGGACAAAAUGUCACAAACUUGGAUUAAGGCAGGGAGACGUGGCAGGAUCUCUUACAGAACACCGCUGUGGUGUGUAGUUUACCUCCACAUCUCUGUGGCAUUAAACACUUCCCUAUUUCUGUUUAAGGGACAAAAAAUAUAACAUGAUGGGAAGCUGCACAUCUUCAUGGUUUGGUGUGUGGGAGGAGCCAGUUUAAGGACUAUGGUAGUCAAGUCUUUACAGGUUUUUCCUCUAAAAGUAAACGAGGACCUACUGCUGCAAUCUAACACGGAUUAAAAGCUGAUUUAACCAUUUGGAUGAGACCGACUAGAUGCAGGUUCCAGGAUGGGUUUUAAAGGUGUGGUGCACCUGCAGUGGUCUCUGAGGAGGAGUGAAUGCCUUGCAAGUCGUACUCUGGGUACAAAAACCCUGGCGCGCCUGUUUCAGUAUCUAGGAGAUCGCCAGAUCAGAGUAGAGCUUCAGAUCACAGGAUUUGGAGUUUUCCUGAUAUGUGGACAUCUCGACUCUGAUUGGCUAAUGGCAACAUGGCUCUAUCACUGACCUCAAUGUUGCUGGAAGAGUUUGGCAGUGUGGUGGAGUUGCUAAUGCUAACUGUUAGCUUCUAGCAGAGAUGAUCUGUUUCCUGAACGCUAAACCAACAGCAGCCUUCCCUGUCGUGACUCACGAUGGGUGAGUUCAUGAAUGUUGAGCGACAGUGCGACUGUUUUCUCAGAAGCUAAUGCAGGAGAUGGGUGUAGGAGACUAUUUUCAUGUUAAGCCUGCAUGAAUCACUCGAUGUCCGAUUACAAUCAGACAUUAUUAAAAAUUAUUUUCUCAGUGUACCACACCUUAAGCUCCGCCCCCUUCGCUUAAGUAAAGGGACAUUUUCCAGAUACGGAAAAAUUACCCCCGAAGACGGACCUUCUAGCUGUGUUUUCAUACAUUUCUCCUAGUUGUUGUUGAUCAGGAGAUUUUGGUGAAUAAGGUGUUUGGAUCCAUUUUUUAUCCAUGACAUUUUUUGUUGCAUGUAAUUUUUAGUGGUUCAUAAGGGAGUGCCCAUAUUUGGAUUCUAAUUUCUCUAUGAAUGGCCCCGCCCAGUUCCUGAUGGGCGGGGCCAAAAGAAAUCCUGCCGAGGAUCAUAAAAUUAUGGGUGGGAUAGUUUGAGACAGGUUUUUACUCCUUCAGAAUUUUCUGGGCCGUCUCUAAAUGUGUUUAACGUGUUUAACACAUGAUCUGGCUGCAAAUCCCGUUUGGAGGAUUAGGGAUGCUAUGAGACGGUGGGAUGAGUGGGAGAGAUGAGGGGAUGAACGCAGGAGGAUAAUACAAGUUAAACCUUUAAGCACGAGAUUAUCUCUGCCAGCGGACCGCUGCAGAACCGGGUCGGUGUGAGGAUGAUUCUGACUGAUGAACACUAUUGGGAUGCUUCUUGGUUCUGUUGAGCUGACUGACGUUGGGAUGUGGUGACCAUGCUGACCCACCUCAGAACCCGGAGCAGGAGCUUGUUCUCCAGCUACAAGCCCGGCAGCCAGAUUCAAGAAGUCCAGGAACCAAACCAUCAUCUGGACCUGAUCAGCACCUUCAUCAAACCAUGGAACUCCAUGCAGGACCUGAGCAGAGAUAUCUACGAUCUUUACGCCGAGUACGAGCGGGAGGAGCUGGAGGAUCGCCUGCCUGUGUCGCCCUCUCGAAUUCUGCUUUCUCCAACUAAACAUCUAACACUCAACAUCAACGUUGGAGGAACGGUGUACUUCCUGCCCUACAGGUUAGCUGCAAAGUAUCCGACGACCCGGAUCGGUCGGCUGGCCACGUACACGGACCACAACCAGAAACUGGACCUGUGUGACGAUUACGUGGUCCAGAACAACGAAUUCUUCUUUGACCGAGACCCAAAGAUCUUCCACAACAUCUUCAACUUCUACAGAACCGGAGUGUUGUCCAUCAAAGACGACCUGUGUCCUUACAACUUUCUGGAGGAGAUCCACUACUGGGGGGUCAGAAUCAAAUACAGCCAGCGCUGCUGCCGCAUCUCGUUCGAGGAGCGGCAGGACGAGCUGAAUGAGCAGCUGAAGAUCCAGAAGGAGCUGAUGGCUGAGCUGGAGAAGGAGGAGAACGAGGAGGUCUACGAUCACAUGACCUGCGGUCUGACUCGGAGGAAGAUCUGGAAUCUGAUGGAGAAGCCGUUCUCCUCCAUCACCGCCAAGCUGGUGGCCGUGGCCUCCUCCUUCUUUGUGUUGGUGUCACUGGUUGCCAUGACGCUCAACACUGUGGAGGAGAUGCAGUACAAGACACCGGCGGGCCAGCCCAGCGGUCGGUACUACGGUGAGAACGUGGAGACGUUCUGCAUCACCUUCUUCACGCUGGAGUACCUGCUGCGUCUGCUCUCCACUCCGGACCUCCGCUGUUUUGGACGCAGCGUUCUGAACACCGUGGACCUGAUCGCCAUCCUUCCACACUACCUGCAGAUGGUCCUGGAGUGCUUCGAGGACGAGGACUUCCACCUGCACUCUGGGGACAUCGAGACGGUGGCUCGUGUUGGAAAGGUAGGCCAGGUUCUGAGGAUCAUGCGUCUGAUGAGGAUCUUCAGGAUCCUGAAGCUGGCUCGUCACUCCACGGGACUCCGAGCCUUCGGCUUCACCCUGAGGCAGUGCUACCAGCAGGUGGGCUGUUUGCUGCUCUUCAUCGGCCUGGGGAUCUUCAUGUUCUCCGCCAUGGUGUACAGUGUGGAGCACGACGUCUACAACACCAACUUCACCUCCAUGCCACAAGCGUGGUGGUGGGCCGCGGUGAGUAUUUCCACGGUGGGUUACGGCGACAUGUUCCCGGAAACCAACCUGGGUCGUAUCUUCGCCUUUGCCUGCAUCUCCUUCGGCGUAAUCCUGAACGGGAUGCCCAUCUCCAUCCUCUACAACAAGUUCUCCGACUACUACACCAAGCUCAAGUCCCACGAGUACGCCAUGGUGUCUAAGGCCCGCGGCAAGGUGCGCUUCAUCAAGAGGGCCGCCAAGAAGUUUGCAGAGUACUGCGACGAGGCCGUAGACCUGAAGCCUGAGGAAGGAGAUGGGUUUGUAGAGAUCUUCUCUGAGAGACCAAGGUCUGAGCUGCCUGGGUGUUGAUGGCACACUUUUAAAAACCUCAAACCGUUUCAGAACUGAGUCUGUGCGGAUGAAACCAGAUGGCUUUGGCUGGACACCAACAUGGCUGACUCAGCAGCCUGUUGGUGGUCCAGUUUGAUCUGGAGGUGCGUUUGAGUCGCGGCGCACCGCUUCCAGCCAAGCAUGGAUUAAACUUAGAGUAGACACAAAGGAAGAUGACUCUGAGAACAUCUGAUGUAGCCGCAGUCUUUAUGCUAACAUGUGCUAGUAAUGCUAACCUUUAGCGCUUCCAGCCAAGCAUGGAUUAAACUUAGACACAAAGGAAGAUGACUCUGAGAAUAUAAAUGAGUCUGAUGUAGCAACCAGUCUUUAUGCUAACAUGUGAUCGUAAUGCUAACCUUUAGCCACUGCUGCUAACUAAUCGGAUUAAUCACUACUGAUGAUGUUAACAGACUAAUUGUAAAAUUAUCACCAAGC
Molecule: messenger RNA, 3672 nt
Organism: Nothobranchius furzeri (turquoise killifish)
Lineage: Eukaryota; Metazoa; Chordata; Actinopteri; Cyprinodontiformes; Nothobranchiidae
Gene: kcnv2a
Product: potassium channel, subfamily V, member 2a
Biological process (GO): protein homooligomerization; potassium ion transmembrane transport
Cellular component (GO): membrane; voltage-gated potassium channel complex
Molecular function (GO): voltage-gated potassium channel activity
Source: RefSeq, a predicted model, not a curated record